UCCUCUCAUUUUUAUCUUUCUUCUACAGCUCAACACGAAAACACUCAGAUUUUGCUUAGUUGAUGCGUGCUCCCUCCAAUCGCAAAAGCCAUGCACAAAGAUCAACAACUCCUCCUCCUCCUCCUCCUCCUCCUCCUCCUACCUCAGUCUUUUAGUAUCCCUAUUGAAAAUAAUCGAUGCACCACCUCUUGUGGCGAGAUCGCCAACAUAAGCUACCCGUUUCGGUUGAAGGACGACCCGGAGGUCUGUGGCGACCGUAAUUAUGAACUAGCCUGCGUAAAUAACCGCACUCUUCUUGAUUUGUACUCGAGCCAGUACCAUGUAAAUUCCAUUGACUAUACCAACUGCACAAUUAGGGUUGUUGAUGUUGAGCUGCAAAAGGGCAAUUGCUCGUCUCUUCCUCUCCACUCUUUGUCAUGCAGCAGCUUCUUGAACGACAAAUCAAAUCGGUAUAAAUGCGGGGGAUACACGUACAAUGAUGGAGACUUAUCCAAGACAGUUUCAAUUGUGAACUGCACGAAGGCCGUUGCUUCUCGAUUAUACAUUGAUGCUUCCUCAUGCCUUGAUGGGGUCGAAUUUUCAAAAUUUUCCAGUACAAGAAGGCGAUUAUAUGCCAUGAUCGAUGCUAAUGUCUCGAAUAUGGAAAGUGCGUGCACUAUAGAGCAUAUGGCAAUGAUACCAGGGUGGGCUGAUGGAGACAAUCUUCGUUCCUAUUCGCAAAUUCAUGAUCUAAUGGUUUAUGGGUUUGAGCUUUCAUGGCAUCCAAUUGCCUGUAAGAAGUAUUGCAAAGAUUAUUUCUGGUGUGACAUCAAUGACAAGCACCAAAUUCAGUGCAUAGGCAAGAAAGAUAUCGCAACACAUUCUAUCUCUUUUGCAGAUAUCGCCUUUUACCUUGGCAUUGCCGAUGUCAUUGAAGAUUUAUUUUAUAUACGGAUCGACCCUUACUUUCAUCCGAUGCUCUCGCUCUUCGGCAUUGUGUUUCAAUGCAUGGUUGUGAAAUUCAUCUUGGGGGCCCCAUGUGUGAUGACGUUACUAAUACGCAAAUGGAGGAGAAGACACUUAGCAAUGGAUCAAAAUGUUGAAGAAUUUUUGCAAUCGAACAAUUUCUUGCCGAUAAGGUAUUCUUACUCGGACAUCAGGAAAAUCACGAGUGGCCUUAAGGAUAAACUAGGAGAGGGAGGGUAUGGGUCAGUGUUCAAAGGAAGACUCCGGAGCGGCCGUGAGGUGGCUGUCAAGAUUCUAAAGAAGGGAAAAACGAAUGGGCAGGACUUCAUCAGUGAAGUAGCUACCAUUGGCAGAAUUCAUCAUGUUAAUGUUGUUGGACUCAUUGGUUAUUGCUUUGAGGGCUCUAAACAAGCUCUUGUCUACGAUUUCAUGCACAAUGGAUCUUUGGAUAAGCACAUUUUCUCACGAGGACAAGGGAUUUCUCUUGAAUGCAAGGAAGUGUAUGAGAUUGCUCUCGGAGUGGCUAGAGGGAUUGAAUAUCUUCAUCGAGGAUGCGAUAUCCAAAUUUUACACUUUGAUAUUAAGCCUCAUAACAUUCUUCUAGACAAGGAUUUCACCCCAAAAGUUUCUGACUUUGGGCUCGCAAGAUUGUAUCCCACAAAUUACAACACCGUGUCUCUAAGUACCGCAAUAGGAACCUUAGGGUACAUGGCUCCGGAGCUUGUCUUCAAGAACCUUGGAGGCAUCUCUUACAAAGCCGAUGUCUAUAGUUUCGGAAAAUUGUUGAUGGAAAUGGCCACUAGAAGGAAGAAUGAGGACAAGGUUACAGGGUGUUCGAGUCACACUUACUUUCCUUUAUGGGUUUAUGAUCAACUUAGCAAAGAAUUGGAAAUUCCAGUAGAAGUCAAUGAGGACGAGAGGAAAAUAACAAAGAAGAUGAUAAUAGUUGCUCUUUGGUGCAUACAAUGGAAUCCUAACGAUCGCCCUUCGAUGCAGAAAGUCUUGGAAAUGCUCAAAAGAGAAGUAGAUGAUCUACAAAUAUCUCCCAAGCCACUCUUUUAUGCAAUAGAAAUGUCAAGAAAGGAUGAUGGAACUUGGACCGACGAAGGCAAUAAUAUCAUAUCCCCUACAUCAACUAGUGCAAUAACUUACAAAGAUUCUCGUCUUGAGUGUACUAGUAUUAGUAUUACACAAGCAUAGACACAUAUCAAAAUCAUUUGAUCCAGUCACUAUGUGGUGAAUUGAAACGGGGUAUUGAUGAUGUUUCAUGUGUAGCUCCCCUUUCUGGGCCAUCAUUAUAUCAUAGAUGUUUAUGACUA
Eucalyptus grandis is the source of this 2264-nucleotide messenger RNA. RefSeq names its product LEAF RUST 10 DISEASE-RESISTANCE LOCUS RECEPTOR-LIKE PROTEIN KINASE-like 2.1. Lineage: Eukaryota; Viridiplantae; Streptophyta; Magnoliopsida; Myrtales; Myrtaceae. The record is from RefSeq and is a predicted model, not a curated record. Gene Ontology annotation, biological process: protein phosphorylation. The coding region runs from base 91 to 2145 and encodes 684 amino acids. The transcript is spliced from 4 exons. Gene Ontology annotation, molecular function: ATP binding; polysaccharide binding; protein kinase activity.